AUGGGGCUGGGAAGAGGGAAGGAUGAGUACAAAUUGGCAGCUACGUCUGAUGGAGAGGACAAGAAAAGCAAGAAGGCAAAAGAUAAAAAGAAUAUGGAAGACCUGAAGAAAGAAGUGGAUUUGGAUGAUCACAAACUCACCUUGGAUGAGCUUCAUAGGAAAUAUGGAACUGACUUGGCCAGGGGUUUGUCCUCUGCCAGAGCAAAGGAGAUUCUGCUACGUGAUGGCCCGAACGCCCUUACGCCACCUCCCACUACACCUGAGUGGGUGAAGUUCUGCAGACAGCUUUUUGGAGGUUUCUCGAUGCUUCUCUGGAUCGGUGCCAUUCUCUGCUUUCUUGCAUACGGGAUCCAGGCUGCCUCCGAAGAUGAACCUGCCAAUGAUAAUUUAUAUCUUGGAGUUGUGCUCUCUGCUGUCGUCAUCAUCACCGGUUGCUUUUCUUACUACCAAGAGGCCAAGAGCUCUAAAAUCAUGGAGUCCUUCAAAAAUCUUGUCCCACAGCAAGCCUUGGUUAUCCGUGACGGAGAGAAGAACAACAUUAACGCUGAAGAUGUAGUUGCGGGAGACCUGGUAGAGGUUAAAGGUGGAGACAGAAUACCAGCUGAUCUCCGAAUCAUCUCUGCUCAUGGUUGCAAGGUGGACAACUCCUCUUUGACUGGGGAAUCAGAGCCACAGACCCGUACUCCAGACUUCUCCAACGACAACCCACUGGAGACAAGGAACAUUGCUUUCUUCUCCACCAACUGUGUUGAAGGCACAGCUAGAGGGAUCGUCAUCAACACAGGAGAUCGUACUGUCAUGGGUCGCAUCGCGACCCUGGCCUCAAGUCUGGAAGGGGGCAAAACUCCAAUUGCCAUUGAGAUUGAGCACUUCAUUCACAUUAUUACAGGUGUAGCUGUCUUCCUGGGUGUGUCCUUCUUCAUCCUUUCCCUCAUUCUUGGGUACGGGUGGCUAGAAGCUGUUAUCUUCCUCAUUGGUAUCAUUGUUGCCAAUGUGCCAGAGGGUCUCUUGGCAACUGUCACUGUAUGUCUGACUCUGACUGCCAAGCGCAUGGCCAAGAAGAACUGCUUGGUAAAGAAUUUAGAAGCUGUUGAGACCCUGGGCUCUACCUCCACCAUCUGCUCAGACAAAACUGGAACUCUGACCCAAAACAGGAUGACAGUUGCCCACAUGUGGUUUGACAACCAGAUUCAUGAGGCAGACACCACUGAGAACCAGAGUGGGACAUCCUUUGACAGGAGCUCUGAAUCUUGGGCAGCCCUGGCCAGAAUUGCUGGCCUAUGUAACCGCGCUGUCUUCCUGGCAGAGCAGACCAAUAUUCCUAUCCUAAAGAGGGAUGUAGCCGGAGAUGCGUCUGAGGCUGCCCUGCUCAAAUGUAUUGAGUUGUGCUGUGGAUCUGUCAAAGGCAUCCGAGACAAAUACCCAAAGGUUGCCGAAAUUCCCUUCAACUCCACCAACAAAUACCAGCUAUCCAUCCAUAAGAACUCAAACUCUGGAGAAACCAAACAUCUGCUGGUCAUGAAAGGUGCCCCUGAGAGGAUUUUGGAUCGGUGCUCCACUAUCAUGAUCCAGGGCAAAGAGCAGCCACUGGAUGAGGAAAUGAAAGAUUCUUUCCAGAAUGCCUAUGUAGAAUUAGGAGGACUUGGAGAGAGAGUGCUUGGGUUCUGCCAUUUCAAUUUGCCUGAUGACCAGUUCCCAGAGGGCUUUGCGUUUGACACUGAUGAAGUCAACUUUCCCACUGAGAAGUUAUGCUUCAUUGGUCUCAUGUCCAUGAUUGAUCCUCCUCGUGCCGCUGUGCCAGAUGCUGUUGGCAAAUGCAGGAGUGCUGGAAUCAAGGUCAUAAUGGUAACGGGUGAUCAUCCAAUCACAGCCAAGGCCAUUGCAAAAGGUGUGGGCAUCAUCUCUGAGGGGAAUGAGACUGUUGAAGACAUUGCAGCUCGCUUGAAUGUUCCAGUGUCAGAGGUCAAUCCCAGGGAUGCUAAGGCCUGUGUUGUCCAUGGUGGGGAGCUAAAAGAGAUGUCCUCAGAGCAGCUUGAUGAUAUUCUGAAGCACCACACUGAGAUCGUCUUUGCCCGAACCUCUCCCCAGCAAAAACUUAUCAUUGUGGAGGGCUGCCAGCGACAGGGAGCCAUUGUUGCUGUCACUGGUGAUGGCGUGAAUGACUCUCCAGCUCUGAAGAAGGCAGACAUUGGUGUCGCCAUGGGGAUUGCAGGAUCUGAUGUCUCCAAGCAGGCAGCUGAUAUGAUCCUGCUAGAUGACAACUUUGCCUCUAUUGUCACAGGAGUAGAAGAAGGCCGUCUGAUCUUUGACAACUUGAAGAAGUCCAUUGCAUACACACUAACCAGCAACAUCCCUGAGAUUUCUCCGUUCCUCCUCUUUAUCAUUGCUAAUAUCCCCCUGCCUCUGGGAACAGUCACUAUCCUCUGUAUCGACCUGGGAACUGACAUGGUUCCUGCCAUCUCACUGGCCUAUGAAGCAGCUGAAAGUGAUAUUAUGAAGAGACAGCCUAGAAAUCCUAAAACAGACAAACUGGUGAACGAAAGGCUUAUUAGCAUCGCCUACGGACAGAUUGGUAUGAUGCAGGCCACUGCAGGCUUCUUCACAUACUUUGUGAUCCUGGCAGAGAACGGCUUCCUGCCCAUGGACUUACUUGGAAUUCGAGUUCUCUGGGAUGACAAACAAGUAAACGACCUGGAGGACAGCUAUGGGCAGCAAUGGACAUACGAGCGAAGAAAGAUUGUUGAGUUCACCUGCCACACGGCCUUUUUCGCUAGUAUUGUCAUUGUGCAGUGGGCCGAUUUGAUAAUCUGCAAGACCAGGAGGAACUCCAUCUUGCAGCAGGGCAUGAAGAAUCGUAUCCUUAUCUUUGGGCUGUUUGAAGAGACCGCCCUUGCUGCUUUCCUUUCAUACUGCCCUGGCAUGGACGUUGCCCUAAGAAUGUACCCUCUCAAGCCAUGCUGGUGGUUCUGUGCCUUCCCCUAUUCACUGCUUAUCUUCCUCUAUGAUGAGGCAAGACGAUACAUCCUCAGACGCAACCCAGGCGGUUGGGUGGAGCAGGAGACCUACUACUGA
Nerophis lumbriciformis (worm pipefish) is the source of this 3072-nucleotide messenger RNA. The record is from RefSeq and is a predicted model, not a curated record. Lineage: Eukaryota; Metazoa; Chordata; Actinopteri; Syngnathiformes; Syngnathidae.